Cetraspora pellucida is the source of this 630-nucleotide messenger RNA. NCBI's taxonomy places the organism in Eukaryota, Fungi, Glomeromycota, Glomeromycetes, Diversisporales, Gigasporaceae. The record is from the annotation of a GenBank genome assembly.
AUGAUAAAUAAUUUAGAAAAGAGUAAAGAUACAGUUGUUGAGGAGAAUAUUAUGUUUGAAGCAGGAUUUAACAAGGUUGUAAAUUUGGAAGAUACGAAUAUGGAUGAGGCUGGUUCCUGUUUGUGUAAUAGUGGUCUUUUCUCAGGAGUUGGGUCUAGUAAUGAAAAGCAUGAAACAAAUAGUUUGGAAACUGGUGCACAAGGCCUGUAUAAGUUUUGGCAUGUCUCUGUGGAGAGAGAGAAGGGCUUAUGUAAGGUGGGAAUGUUGAUGGACAAAGCCUUGAGUAUGGAUGAGAUAAAUUAUUUACUUUUAGCAAGACAGGUUGUGCUAGAGAGAGCUUAUGUGGUUAGAGUGACGAAUAAGGAUGAUUGGGGUGUUGUUGCAAAAAUAAUAUUUAAUGAUUCGGUUGACUCUAUGUUACAAAUCUUUGAAGAAAAAAGAAAGAAAGUCAGAUUAGCAAUUCAGAUAUUUUCUAAAAAUAAGAAAUCAAAAGUUUCAUAUGACAAGAAUCAAAAGUUUGAGGAACAAGUAAGCAAUAUGCAAGAGUUUUUUCUAAGUAUACAACAGAAUCAUUCUGUGGCACCUGUAUUUAUUCAAGCUUAUCUAUCAUUUUUACUGAUCUGGCAAUAG